AUGCCAGGCCAACUCUAGCUUCAAUUCCAGGGGAGGAAUCAAAGAGGAAGGUCAGAGAAAAGCAUUAGUAAGAUAAAAAGGCAAAGGAAGGAAUGCAUUCCAAGCUUGCAUUCCUUUUCUUCUUCUGAACUAUAUAAACACACUGGUUCCCUUAAAUCUUGUAAGCGAACAGUCUAUUUGCCCUCUUUGUUGGACUAAUCAUGGGUCUUGCAUUUAGUGCCUUUGGCCUACCAGGUUGGAGCAGCAUUCCAACCGGACAAGUGUACGAUCAGUAUUUCAAGGACAAGAAAACCGACACCUUUACUGAUUUUCAUCUUGCCUAUGUUGAGUUCUGCAAAGAUUUCAACACCGUGCUGCCUGGCCAAGAUUUCGAUACCCCGUCAAUCGAUCAAAUUAGGAAAUUUUAUGAUGAUACCUGGAAAAAAAUCGAGGGAGACGAUGCAAAGAAGAAGGCGGCGUUCAUGGAUUUCAUUCGCAAGGAAGUGAGUGAAGCCUCGGUUGACGACAGCCUCUUCAUCAUGGCCGGCCUGGCGGCGCCGGCGGGAGCCGUCGUCCUCAAGAAGACGGGGCAGAGCAUCCCGCAGCUGAAGAGGCUGGACCUCGUCCCCAACGUCCUCUUCGUGCCGCUCUUCACUCUGGCCGCCAUCAUGGGAGCAACUGCUGUCCAGAUGAAACAGAAGAGCAAACACCCCUGAUUCAUCAUCGCCAUUGCAAGCACUCCAUGUCAUUGCGUCUGCGUCAGCAUUAUUUUUAUAAUAACACGGAUGAAUGGUGAUCAAAUCUGAUAAAUGACGAUCAAAUCUAGGUGACAAAGCUUCAUUUUAUAAUUUUUAUUUUUAUUAUUUUAUUAUUGUUCGUAGUCAUAGUGAUGAUGAUAGUCACAGACUGGGAUAAUGCCUUUGCCAAGCUGCAAUUAUCGUGCGUUCUAUGAUUUUAUACUUUUCUUCAGCGUAUUUGCGAAAUGAAGUAUCUAAGCCUGGAGUUGCAGUGUAAGUCAGUCAUGGAAUCGAAGGUUUAAGGUUGUCUCUGAAGAAAACUUGCACCACAUCAAUAAAUUGAAAACUGA
This is a messenger RNA of Oryza brachyantha (malo sina), 1066 nucleotides long. RefSeq lists its product as uncharacterized. Lineage: Eukaryota; Viridiplantae; Streptophyta; Magnoliopsida; Poales; Poaceae. The coding region runs from base 201 to 695 and encodes 164 amino acids. The transcript is spliced from 4 exons. The record is from RefSeq and is a predicted model, not a curated record.